GUGAGUAUUGAGAUCUAGAAAGCAAGUGUCCAGGCCUGCUCGAGCUUUGCGAUAGUCAAGUUCCGUCUUAGGUACGAGGCCAAGCAAAGAGCGCGCCUAUCUCCGACCUGACCUCCCAUUGUCUGCGAAGACAAUUAGGAAUGCUUAACAGGCUGUCUUUCAGAAAGGACUUUUGGCAUCUGUGAUUCUUUGAUAAGCAGCGUAAUUGGAUCGCGCUCCUGGAGAAUCUUGACAGAUGGAUAUUGAAGAUGUUGGGUGUGGGUCUUGGCAGCUCGCGACGAUGUAUGGCGUCAUACACGUCCUGUCCAGCGGUCACCCUUCCAAAGAGCGCUCCUCGCAUAGCUUCAAUACUAUUUAGCACGAUACUGUCAAGCAGCCUGGUCUACUCCGAAUCAUACCACUAUCAUGGCCUCGAAAGACGAAUCGUCCGACAACUCCAAGGUAAUCAAAACUGAGCCCCUGGACAACAAAGACGCCAAAUGGGCAACGCUUGUGAAAAUCACCUACACUGACCCCAAAGGUGUUGAGCGCACAUGGGAGUCUGGGGAGCGUCUCACUCGACCCAAGGGAUCUGACAUCGACGGCGUCGGUGUUGCAGCAAUUCUUCAAGACCCGGCGAAACCAAACGAUGAGCCUCGGAUCAUCCUCCAAAAGCAAUGGCGCCCACCAGUCAAUGCGACCGUCAUAGAAGUUCCAGCUGGCUUGAUGGAUCCCGAUGAAAGCCCGGAAACCUGCGCCAUCCGCGAGCUGAAGGAAGAGACGGGGUACAUUGGGGAACUCGUGUCAGACAAGACCUUUCAAACUACUCCAAUCAUGUUUAAUGAUCCAGGUUUCUGCAAUACCAACCUCAGAAUGAUUCACGUCACGGUAGACAUGUCUCGGCCGGAGAAUCAAAACCCACAGCCGGAGCUCGAAGAGAACGAGUUCAUAGAGACAUUUUCCGUUCCGCUUAAAGAUCUCUAUGAUGAAUGCAUCAGAUUCGCGGAGCAAGGAUACGUUAUCGACGCAAGAGUGGGCACACUGGCGGAAGGGAUAGAGUUCGCAAAGAGAUGGAGGUUGGCAUGACAAUGCGGAAAGACCGUAAAGUUCUUCCAUCUAUGACGUGAAAAAACCCACACGUAGAUGCCCGCGGACACUAUCAUGUAUUUGCAGAUACCCGGCGGGCUCCUGCUGCACCAAUGAGUUCGGCCCCAGCUUUGUCUCGUAGCCUGCAUAACACAGUACAACAGCAAAGCAACAUCCACUUCAAAAAUCCCCUCACUACUCUCGAUCUCACCUGAUCUUGGUGGAUGUUUAUUGGCCAGAAAUCUGUUUUGUUGGCCUGUCACUAACUGCAUUGCAACAUUGUCCGCUGUCCAGAUUCUUGGUCCUACGCCACAUCGACGGCUGGCUCGCUUAUCCCCGCCCCGACUCUACGGUUAUAGCAUCGCUUAGUAUAGUGGAUAGCCACCGAA
Molecule: messenger RNA, 1454 nt
Organism: Alternaria alternata
Lineage: Eukaryota; Fungi; Ascomycota; Dothideomycetes; Pleosporales; Pleosporaceae
Exons: 4
Coding region: 406-1065 (219 amino acids)
Biological process (GO): ribose phosphate metabolic process; nucleoside phosphate metabolic process
Cellular component (GO): nucleus; cytosol
Molecular function (GO): ADP-ribose diphosphatase activity
Source: RefSeq, a predicted model, not a curated record